GAGAGACAGAGAGAGAGACAGAGAGAGAGAGAAAGAGAGGGAGAGAGAGAGAGAGAGAGAGAGAGAGAGAGAAAGAGGAGAGGAGGGGAAACAGCUCUGACAUAUUUAACACAGACUCCCAUUCUCAACAUACUCACACACACUGAGACAGACAGCAGACAAAACUCACAGCACAGUCUCUGACAGGUAGGUAGACUUCAACACAGACAGACAGACUCUCUCUCUGAGACGGACGGCAGGCAGCAUGUUUCUGUGGUGGCUCCCCCAGGCAGUGUGUCUGGUGUCGCUGACUCUUGGGUACGAGGACGAUAUCGAGGUGAACUAUGGUGACAGUUACUACAACGAGAUCACAGAGGGAGAGCCACUGGAGCCCACGGCUAUCCCAACCCAAGCCCCCUGUAAGGUUACAGAGAUGACUAAAUGGGACAAGCUCUUCUCCAUGCUGGAGAACUCUCAGAUGAGGGAGAACAUGCUUCUGCAGUACUCCGAUGACAUCAUCAAGGUGGAGUUGGGGUCGCUGCGUGGAGAAAUGCUAAGGUUCGUGGCUCAGUACGGAGGGGCCUGUGGCGUUGCGGUGGAGACUGCUGGACGGAGGAUGUCCAUGCAGAUGGAAGCUCGCCUCAAGGAGAGCCUGGAGCAUCUCAGGCAAGAUCGGAGCAUUGCUGCUGGGAAAUCUGCAGGUAAUUCUGGGAAUAGCCACCAGGAGACGCUGUUACAGCAGCUCCUCCACGCGGCGCGGACACAGGCUUCCCGACUCGUCAAGCUAGAAAAUAUCUGCCUGAGUAAUCCAGGACCCAUAACGCCACCAGAGGCAAAGCGGGAAGACCUGCAGCAGGAUGUGGUGCCAGCAGAGAUGCUGGUUGCCCUGGUGACAGAGCUGGCGAAGACGAGGGCAGUUCUGGAACUAGCGUUCAAGUCGGCACAGCAACGACACCUGCCCGCAGGCUGUGAGACCGCUCUUCUCUUCCCUAUGCGUUCCCCUCGUAUCUUCUCCUCGGUGACACCAGACCUCCCUCUCUCUCUCUCUUCCUUCACCGUGUGCCUGUGGGCCAAGCCCGUCUCCGUCUCCAACAGAACCGUGCUGUUCUCCUACGGAACCAAACGGAACCCCUAUGAGAUCCAGCUCCUUCUCAGUGGAACCAGGGCUCUCUUCACCGUGGGGGGAGAGGCUCACCUGGUGGAGGGGCGGGGCGUGGUGAGAGGAGGAAUUUGGACCCACAUAUGUGGGGCUUGGAGCUCUGAGCAGGGCAUAGCGUCACUGUGGGCCGAUGGACACAGAGUGGCAUUCACACCCGGGGUGGCUGAGGGCCACAUGUUACCCGAUGGAGGCUCCCUCCAGCUGGGGCAGGAGAAGAACGACGGCGGGGUCUCUGGAGGGUCAGGUGGCAGUGGGAGUCAGAUGCCUGGGUUUGACGGAGGCUUCGAUGCCAAGUUGGCGUUCGCUGGGAAGAUGACAGGGGUGAACAUGUGGGACAGCGUGCUGACGGAGGAGGAGAUAUCCCAGCUGGCUUUGCAGGACGGCGAGGGGUGUGAGCAGAGGGGGAACGUAGUUGGGUGGGGCUUGACGGAGAUCGUGCCUCACGGGGGUGCUCAGUUCAUCAACUAACUCUGAUGACGUUUUCAUCAUCAUCCUCAUCAUCAUCAUUUAAAUGAACUCUAUCAUCACCAUCAUAAACUAAGACCUGCAGUGCAGAACAGCCCAACCGGCUGAGACUGCGACAAUAAUGUGAACAUAAACAACAACAACAACAACAGCAGCUCCCUUUAAUGGUUAAUGAGACUGUGACAAUAAUGUGUCCUGUUGGAGGAGUGGUUCCCAUUUAAAGAAGCAGGAGAGUGGCAACACACACACACACACACGCACACGCACACGCACGCACACACACACGCACGCACACGCAAGUCAGAUGCCUGGGUUUGUGAACAUGUGUGCGUAACAAUAAUGUGAAAAACCAACACAUACACACACGCACACACGCACACACACACACACAUACACACACACACACACACACACACACACACAC
Messenger RNA from Oncorhynchus tshawytscha (Chinook salmon), 2027 nucleotides. Its product is annotated as pentraxin-related protein PTX3. Lineage: Eukaryota; Metazoa; Chordata; Actinopteri; Salmoniformes; Salmonidae. Bases 245 to 1606 code for a protein of 453 amino acids. Gene Ontology annotation, molecular function: complement component C1q complex binding. The record is from RefSeq and is a predicted model, not a curated record. Gene Ontology annotation, biological process: innate immune response. The transcript is spliced from 4 exons.